Messenger RNA from Lotus japonicus, 698 nucleotides. Its product is annotated as MAPK kinase substrate protein At1g80180. The transcript has a single exon. The coding region runs from base 102 to 431 and encodes 109 amino acids. The record is from RefSeq and is a predicted model, not a curated record. Lineage: Eukaryota; Viridiplantae; Streptophyta; Magnoliopsida; Fabales; Fabaceae.
CACUACAACAAUAUAGAAAUCCACGCACAUUCUACAUCGCUUCACAGAACUAGAAAGAUCCACACAGCUAGAGAGAGAAACAAGAGAGAGAGGGAGAAACCAUGGCUGGUCUUCAAAGAUCUGAGGUUUCUUUCAGAAGACAAGGUUCAUCUGGUCUUGUUUGGGAUGAAAAGUUGUUGUCAGGUGAAUUGAACCGCAAAGAGGAGGGUCAAGACAACAAGGGUAGUACUGAUCAUCAGAAUGUUAAGGAAUUACGAACCACCACCGUCCAGAGAAGCCGCUCCAACGGUGGCUACCGCACCGGAAGAGUCUCGCCGGCGAUCGAUCCGCCGUCUCCCAAGCUCUCUGCAUGUGGGUUCUGCGCCGCUUUCGGGAAACCAACAGGGGACAAGGGUCAACGGUCAAAGCCUGGUAAGCCUCGAACAAGGUAAAUCGUUUUGGUCAUUCUCCGGUGGCCGACACCGGUGGUUUUAGCAUCAGAUACGGGAUAUUCCGGCGGGUCAUCGGCAUAAACAGGGUUGGUUUAGUUGAGUUGAGUUGAAUCCUGAUGGGAAAAACAGAACGGUGAAUUCUAGUUUUUUUGUUUUGUUUUUGAUUUGUGUUGGAUUAAUAAUGUCAAGGUUUGUGGCUGAAUUAUAUUGGGUUGUAAUUAUAUGUACAUUUGGUGAAUUGAAGAGGAACUUUGGUCUCUGUUUUCA